Molecule: messenger RNA, 2445 nt
Organism: Nannospalax galili (Upper Galilee mountains blind mole rat)
Lineage: Eukaryota; Metazoa; Chordata; Mammalia; Rodentia; Spalacidae
Product: glutamate carboxypeptidase 2
Exons: 19
Coding region: 60-2327 (755 amino acids)
Molecular function (GO): carboxypeptidase activity
Source: RefSeq, a predicted model, not a curated record
CCCAGAGGCCCGGCUGCUGUGGGGCUGCGGGACUCGCGGGGAAGGGCGACUCCACCGAGAUGUGGGACCCGCUGCAGGACAGCGACUCCGCGGUGGUCGCCGGGCACCGCCAGCGCUGGCUCUGCGUCGGGGCGGUGGUGCUGGCGUGCUCCGGACUCUUCCUCAUCGGCUUCCUCUUUGGGUGGUUUAUAAAAUCUUCUAAUGAAGUUACCAACAUUGCUCCCCAUUGUGGCAUGAAGAAGGCAUUUUUGCAUGAAUUGAAGGCUGAGAACAUCAAAAAUUUCUUAUAUAAUUUCACAAGGACACCACAUUUAGCAGGAACAGAAAACAAUUUUGAGCUUGCAAAGCAAAUUAAGUCCCAGUGGAAAGAAUUUGGCCUGGAUUCGGUUGAGUUAGUCCAUUAUGAUGUCCUGUUGUCCUAUCCAAAUGAGACUCACCCUAACUACAUUUCAAUAAUUGAUGAAGAUGGAAAUGAGAUUUUCAAAACGUCAUUAUCAGAACCACCUCCCCCUGGAUAUGAAAACAUUUCAGACAUUGUGCCACCUUUCAGUGCCUUCUCUCCACAAGGAAUGCCAGAGGGGGAGCUAGUGUAUGUUAACUAUGCACGAACUCAAGACUUCUUUAAACUGGAACGGGACAUGAAGAUCAAUUGCUCUGGGAAGAUUGUGAUUGCCAGAUAUGGAAAAGUGUUCAGAGGAAAUAAGGUUAAAAAUGCUCAGCUGGCAGGUGCGAAAGGAAUCAUUCUGUACUCAGACCCUGCUGACUACUUUGUUUCUGGAGUGAAGCCCUAUCCAGAUGGUUGGAAUCUUCCCGAAGGUGGCGUCCAGCGUGGAAAUGUCUUAAAUCUUAAUGGUGCAGGAGACCCUCUCACACCAGGUUACCCAGCAAAUGAAUAUGUUUAUAGGCAUGAAUUUACAGAGGCUGUUGGUCUUCCAAGUAUUCCUGUUCAUCCAAUUGGGUACCAUGAUGCUCAGAAACUCCUAGAGCACAUGGGUGGUUCAGCACCACCAGACAACAGCUGGAAAGGAGAUCUUAAAGUACCCUACAAUGUGGGACCUGGCUUUACUGGAAACUUUUCUACACAGAAAGUCAAGCUGCACAUCCACUCCAACAAUAAAGUGACAAGAAUUUAUAAUGUGAUUGGAACUCUCAGAGGAGCUGUGGAGCCAGACAGAUAUGUCAUUCUUGGAGGUCACAGAGAUGCAUGGGUAUUUGGUGGCAUUGACCCUCAGAGUGGAGCAGCCACUGUCCAUGAAAUUGUGAGGAGCUUUGGAGUGCUGAAGAAGGAAGGAUGGAGGCCUAGAAGAACGGUUUUGUUUGCAAGCUGGGAUGCAGAAGAAUUUGGUCUCCUGGGUUCUACUGAAUGGGCAGAGGAAAAUUCGAGACUCCUUCAAGAACGUGCUGUGGGCUAUAUCAAUGCUGAUUCUGCCAUAGAAGGAAACUACACCCUAAGAGUUGACUGCACACCACUCUUCUACAGCUUGGUAUACAACCUAACAAAGGAGCUGCAAAGCCCUGACAAAGGCUUUGAAGGCAAAUCUCUUUAUGACAGCUGGAGUGAAAAGAACCCUUCACCUGAGUUCAGUGGCAUGCCCAGGAUUAGCAAGUUGGGGUCUGGAAAUGAUUUUGAAGUGUUUUUCCAAAGACUUGGAAUUGCUUCUGGCAGAGCACGAUACACCAGGAACUGGGAAACAAAUAAUGUCAGCAGCUAUCCACUCUAUCAUAGUGUCUAUGAAACAUAUGAGUUGGUGGAAAAAUUUUAUGAUCCAACAUUUAAAUAUCACCUCACUGUGGCCCAGGUUAGAGGAGGGAUGCUAUUUGAACUGGCCAAUUCGGAAGUGCUCCCAUUUGACUGUCAAGAUUAUGCUGUAGCCUUAAAAAUGUAUGCUGAGAAAAUCUACAAUAUUUCAAAGAAACAUCCACAAGAGAUGAAAAAGUACAUGGUAUCAUUUGAUUCACUGUUUUCUGCAAUACAAAACUUUACAGAAAUUGCAUCUAAGUUCAAUAAGAGACUGCAAGACUUAGACAAAAGCAACCCAUUAUUGUUGAGAAUUAUGAAUGAUCAACUGAUGUAUCUGGAGCGAGCAUUCAUUGACCCUUUAGGGUUACCAGGCAGGCCUUUCUAUAGGCAUAUCAUCUAUGCCCCAAGCAGCCACAACAAGUAUGCAGGGGAGUCAUUCCCAGGAAUUUUUGAUGCUCUGUUUGAUAUUAAAAGCAAAGAAGAUCCUUCCAAGGCCUGGAGGGAAGUGAAAAGGCAGAUUUCCAUUGCAUCCUUCACAGUGCAAGCUGCAGCUGGGACAUUGAGAGAAGUAGCCGAAGGGCAUUGAGAGAAUCCUUACUGAGCUGCUAUUGCAUCCAUGGGAAUGUUGAUAAAUUAAAAUACAACUGUUUGACAUUUUAUGUUUAUUAGUUUGUAGGUGUACAUAACACUGUAUCCCCCACCCC